Messenger RNA from Aspergillus wentii DTO 134E9, 1011 nucleotides. RefSeq lists its product as uncharacterized. The record is from RefSeq and is a predicted model, not a curated record. The transcript has a single exon. Lineage: Eukaryota; Fungi; Ascomycota; Eurotiomycetes; Eurotiales; Aspergillaceae. Bases 273 to 800 code for a protein of 175 amino acids.
GCAGCUUCAGCACGUUGUUCUUGUUCAAUCAGAGUCCAGAAUGAGUGGUCGAUCCAUGUACUGCUCGCCACUGCUUGUCAUUGAUCAUUAAUGGCCAGCAGAAUGAAGUCAUUGCAUCAAUGUUGCUUUGUAUACCCCUAUCACUAUAAUAUUUUUAUUACAUUGCAGAUUUAACCUCUCAGCCCCCAGAGCUGACUUCAUGUCACGAAUAUUGUGGGUCGUACUUUUGAAUCAAUACCUCAUCGCCUGAGUGUAGGUUAGAGGAAACAAGGAUGGGGAGACGUCAACACGGAUGUGCCGGUCUUGUCCAUGGAACAUGCCCGAUGUCAGAAAUUAGAUUGGCUGUCAAGUGUAGACGAAAUCCACAGAUUGGCUCAGCUGAGGUUGAGUUGUCAUUCCGGAUGCAAUCUGCGCGCAGUUUACUUUUCCCCAUGAAGAUUAGGCCUUCAAAUGGCCAGAUCCAGGCUAGUGUUUCCCUUUAUGGAUGCAUAAUGAUGAUUCUUGAUUUUUUACGGGAAUUUACUGCUGUUUCGGUCAUCGCAUCCACGAAUACCCUCAUAGAACGCUGUGGAAGUCUCUCAGAUCGACAUGAGCAUGGCAGCAGAGGAAUCGAAGAGUCGAUGAGUUUCAGCUCAUUCAGCUCAAGCCACCAUGGCGAACCGUCUCCACCGGCCUCAUCGUGGUGCAUUAGAUCAACAGUUCACCUCCAACUGCCCCACCUUUCGACUUGUCAUCUCGAAGGCCGACUGGGACAAUGGAGUCAGCGUCACACCAGCAGACCUUGUCCACGUCCUUGUUAACCCCCAUCGACCCUUAUUUUUAUUAUAGAAUAUUCGAAAACAGACAGGAUUUACUUGAUUGCACGCAUAACAUCAAUGAUUCACCCUUAUAAAGCAACAUGAUUGAACACUGAGUGAGCGGGGGACCGAUUACGUAACCAUGUGCGUCUCGUUUAACCGCGGGGUCGACCCGUUCGUCACUCUUCAUCCACGGAGAACACGCAGAUCACUC